Molecule: messenger RNA, 414 nt
Organism: Botrytis deweyae
Lineage: Eukaryota; Fungi; Ascomycota; Leotiomycetes; Helotiales; Sclerotiniaceae
Exons: 2
Coding region: 1-414 (137 amino acids)
Cellular component (GO): nucleolus
Source: RefSeq, a predicted model, not a curated record
AUGCCCGACGACUACUCCUUCACCGGCGGGGGCUUAAAACUCAAAGGCGCCUCCACCGGCGCCGGCAUUACCAAAAAGAAAAAGAAGAAGAAGGUCGCUCCCCCGACGACUUCAACAUCUCCAUCUUCAUCCACCACUACCACACUCCAAAAAGCCUUACAAGACGAAGAUGCUGCGAAGCCCACUUCCGAAGAAACAGAAAUGAGCGAAGAACAAUUGAAAUCUCUUGAUCCCCGCGACGCAUCUGGGAAAACCGCAUCGGAGCGCGCGCAUGAGGAGAUGAGGAGGAGGAGGCUCAACGACCGCCUCAAGCGCGAAGGCGUCAAAACCCACAAAGAGCGCGUCGAAGAACUAAACAGAUAUCUCAGCACCCUAAGUGAACAUCACGAUAUGCCUAAGAUUGGACCCGGAUAA